AUGGAAGAAAAGAACAUUACAGGAAUUAUACAUUUUCUUCUUCUAGGCUUGUCAGAGGAACCAGAAAUGCAACCUUUCAUAUUCUGCCUCUUUUUCUUUCUGUACCUGAUCACUGUGCUUGGAAAUCUGCUCAUCAUCCUGGCCGUCGGCUCAGACCCCCACCUCCACACGCCUAUGUACUUCUUCCUGUCCAACCUGUCCCUUGUGGACAUCUGCAUCACCUCCACCACUGUCCCCAAGAUGCUGCUGAACAUCCAGACACACAGCAAGGCCAUCAGCUAUGAAGGCUGCAUCAUUCAAAUGUACUUUUACAUACUCUUUGGAGGAUUGGACAAUUUUCUCCUGACCGUGAUGGCCUAUGACCGUUUUGUGGCCAUCUGCCACCCCCUUCACUACACGGUCAUCAUGAAUCCCCGGCUCUGUGGGCUGCUGGUUCUGGGGUCCUGGAUCACAAGUUCCCUGCAUUCCUUGACAGAAACCUUAAUGGUGUUGCACUUGUCCUUUUGCACCGACUUGAAAAUCCCCCACUUUUUCUGUGAACUCAAUCAAGUGCUCCAUCUUGCUUGUUCGAGCACCUUUCUUAAUAAUCUUGUGAUAUAUUUUUCAGUUGGACUUCUGGGGGGUGGGCCCUUGGCUUGGAUCCUUUACUCUUACUAUAAGAUUGUUUCCUCCAUCCGUAAAAUCUCCUCAGCCCAGGGGAAAUAUAAAGCAUUUUCCACCUGUUCAUCUCACCUCUCCGUGGUCUCCAUAUUUUAUGGCACUGUCGGAGGGGUAUACCUCAGCUCUGCUGUGACCCAGAACUCACGGUCAAUAGCGAUCACCUCGGUGAUGUACAUGGUGGUCACCCCUAUGCUGAACCCCUUCAUCUACAGUCUCAGGAACAAAGACAUCAAGGGGGCUCUGCAGAAUCUCAUUGGGAAGAAAAUCAUAAAGGGGUAA
This is a messenger RNA of Sorex araneus (European shrew), 939 nucleotides long. RefSeq names its product olfactory receptor 7A10-like. Gene Ontology annotation, biological process: G protein-coupled receptor signaling pathway. Gene Ontology annotation, cellular component: membrane. Lineage: Eukaryota; Metazoa; Chordata; Mammalia; Eulipotyphla; Soricidae. The transcript has a single exon. Bases 1 to 939 code for a protein of 312 amino acids. The record is from RefSeq and is a predicted model, not a curated record. Gene Ontology annotation, molecular function: G protein-coupled receptor activity; olfactory receptor activity.